Messenger RNA from Ixodes scapularis (black-legged tick), 768 nucleotides. It is a transcript of the gene fh, whose product is annotated as frataxin, mitochondrial. Gene Ontology annotation, cellular component: mitochondrion. The transcript has 5 exons. Gene Ontology annotation, biological process: intracellular iron ion homeostasis; iron incorporation into metallo-sulfur cluster. Bases 104 to 703 code for a protein of 199 amino acids. Gene Ontology annotation, molecular function: ferrous iron binding; ferroxidase activity; iron chaperone activity. Lineage: Eukaryota; Metazoa; Arthropoda; Arachnida; Ixodida; Ixodidae. The record is from RefSeq and is a predicted model, not a curated record.
AACUAAAAACGUGCGCGCGCAGACGCCGCAGAUGUGUACUGGCGAGUGAAACGUUACGGUGAAAACGGUUUGUGUAGCUGCGUGGACCGACCGCUGUAUUUUAAUGUCCGCUAUGAACUUGAGCCGCAUCUUGAGAGGACGGUCGUGGCUUUUGCGAUCCCCGUGCAAGAUGAAAAGCAACGAGGUCUUGGGACGUCACCGUUGGAAACACUCGACUUCGCCAGCAUGCAUCGGCGACCUUCGACUACAUGGUGCCCUUCAAGGAGUGGCUCAUCAAACACGGUUGUGUGGGUCCGGCAUGGUACGAAGAACCUUUUCUACAGAAGAGGCAGCGAAUGAGAGCUCAAUGUCUGAGGUGGAGUAUGAGGCCAUUACGAAGGAGACACUGGAAUCUCUGGCCGAAAGGUUUGACGAGAUCUUGGAAGACGUUCAAGACAUUCCAGAGGCAGAUCUUGCACUGAGCGAUGGUGUUUUGACCCUUCACCUGGGGCCUAGGAUUGGAACUUUCGUCAUCAACAAACAGACGCCAAAUCGACAGAUAUGGUUGUCGUCCCCCGUCAGCGGACCCAAGAGAUACGAUUUCGUGGAGGACAAGUGGAUCUACAAGCGCGAUGGAGUACCCUUGCACCGUCUUCUUGCCGAAGAAGUUUCGGCCCUGUUGAAGAAGCAAGUCGGCUUCAGCGGUUGUUCCUACGGCGCUUGAACGCUCUGUCGGUGUCUAGUGCGGUUUUAUUUAUUGUUAAUAAAUUGUUUCUUAGUAUCUCCAAA